Molecule: messenger RNA, 327 nt
Organism: Colletotrichum tamarilloi
Lineage: Eukaryota; Fungi; Ascomycota; Sordariomycetes; Glomerellales; Glomerellaceae
Exons: 2
Coding region: 1-327 (108 amino acids)
Source: RefSeq, a predicted model, not a curated record
AUGCAUUUCAUUGUCUCUUGCCCCGUUUGGGAAGAUGCUAGUCCGCGACUCGAGGUUAGUGGCGCAGGAACGUUCUCAUGUAUCUGUCCUAGACUCGAAGAAGUCUGGUUCUCAGCUUCUUGUGCGUGUCUUUGUGUACGUACCGCAUCUGAAGUCCCCGGGGCCCCUCCUUCCCGCGACCAACUCAUCGUCUUUCCUCUCGGGCAUUGUGGCCUCGACCAUGUCCCUCUUGCCUUCGACCGCAGGUUGGUUCCUGCAUUUCAUGCCGUCCGCGAACUGCAGGCGCCUGCCCUGGCCGCACCCGCGCCUCACUUUGUCAUCAGAUGA